GAUUGGCACACGCUUUCCUUUCCUGCAGACAAGCUGUAAAUCUCGCCGAGCUCGUCGUCGGAGACCAAGGAGAAGAGCAAGGGGGGGCGCAGAGGCAGAGGCUUGCCAGCCUACCUAGCUCGUCGGGGCCCUAUGGAGAUCCAGCACCACCGGGGGCUGGGCAACUCCAAGGUUGUGAAGGUGCAGAGCGAGGAGGCGUGGGAUCUGUUCACUGAUCAAGCGAGCAACGAGGGCCGGCCCGUUGUUGCCCAUUUCGGGGCGUCAUGGUGCGUGACGUCCCUGUCCAUGAACUACAAGUUUGAGGAGCUAGCGCAGACCCACCCCGAGGUCUUGUUCCUCUACGUGGACGUCGACGAUGUCCAGAGUGUUUCAUCCAGGUACGGAGUGAAGGCCAUGCCGACGUUCUUCCUCAUCAAGAGCAAGGAGGUGGUGGGGAAGAUCGUCGGGGCGAACCCAGACGAGGUGAAGAAGCUGGUGGAUGCUUCCGCCGAACCCUUGGAGACUCAGAUAGUCGUGGAGUAGUAGUCGUUUCAGACUUUUUUUUUUUUUGAAGAGUCGUUCGUGUCUUCCGAAACUGCUUCGGGAGACUGUGCGACCGUGAGUGCUUCUUGGUCAGGGUCUGGAUCGUCCCGGACUGUCCAGUGUCGCCCGUGUGCGUGUGCGUGUGCGUGUGAUGGGUUUCUGUCGCUUUGUAGCAGUAGUAGCACGAAAAAUUUGCUAUUUUAGCCUUUUUAACGUGGGCUAAAUGUUAUUAUGUGACCCUCUGUCUAUGACUUGUGGGACCAUCUGUGUCUAUGAUUUGUGGGUCUGAAUCUAAAAUAGAGAAGUUCACAACUGAGAGUGACAAAAUAGCAAAUUCAGCCUUUGCCUGUUGGGCUGGUAGUGGUACUGCUAGUGCCAGGUGCUGGCUGACUGUAGUGUGACUCUGAAUGCUGCAUCUGUUCUGGGGUUGAGAAAAAAAAAAUAGAAA
Molecule: messenger RNA, 970 nt
Organism: Zea mays
Lineage: Eukaryota; Viridiplantae; Streptophyta; Magnoliopsida; Poales; Poaceae
Exons: 3
Coding region: 133-522 (129 amino acids)
Source: RefSeq, marked validated